Molecule: messenger RNA, 3946 nt
Organism: Plectropomus leopardus (leopard coralgrouper)
Lineage: Eukaryota; Metazoa; Chordata; Actinopteri; Perciformes; Serranidae
Gene: igsf8
Product: immunoglobulin superfamily, member 8
Cellular component (GO): membrane
Source: RefSeq, a predicted model, not a curated record
AACCCCCUGUGAUGCCAACCCCUCCAUGGUUGGGCUGAACGGCAUGUCUGUCGAGGCGGUAUAAUCUAAAACCACACCGGGGUAUUAUUAUGGAGCAGACGGUUUGUUGACGGAGAUGCGACGGUGCAUGAAAAAGACAGUUGGUCUCCAACGGCGGGAUGAAGUAUGAUCGGUGAUAGACGCGCAGGAGAACGGGGAGAGAGAAAUCUGAGUCAACAUAAUCCAUCUGGACAUCGGAGGGGAGAUGAGGACCGUGAUGGCUUCGAUGAAAACAGCAUUAUUCGUAUUUCUACAAUGGGUGCUCCAGUGCGCCGUGUGUCGUGAUGUAACCCUUCCCCCCGGGACCCUCUUCCGUGUUGCAGGGUUCCCCCUCUCCCUGCCCUGUGUAGUAUCAGGGUACGAAGGCCCACGUACGCAGGACUUUGAGUGGUUCCUGUACAGGGAUGAUGCUGGUGGGAGGCAGAUAGGAGUGGUGUCCACCAGAGACAAGGGCUUCCCUUUUGCCCCGUUUCAGACUCGGGUUAGGAACGGGGAGGUGAGGGUCGAGAGGGACUCGGGGGAUAAGGUGCGACUGGUGAUCCAGAGGCUCCGGGCUGAAGACCAGGGGAAGUACGAGUGCUACACACCCAGUACGGACAGCACCUACCAGGGGAACUACAGCACCAAAGUGACUGUAAAAGUGAUCCCUGACACACUCCAGAUCAGCUAUACCCGCUCCCUCACCAGCCAGCCCGUGCCAGAGGGAGCCGAAUUAACGCUGACAUGCUCAGCCGGCAUCCAAUCGGAGCAGCUCACCCAUCUGUCCAUCACGUUCAGGAAGCGUAGUGGCGGAGAGGGUCUGGGGAGCGGAGCAGGGGGGGAGGUUAGCACUGUCAGAGAUAUUAUCUCCAUCGACAAGCUGCUGGGGGUCGUCCCCGGACAUUUGUACAAGAAGCGGUACGAUGCUGGAGAGAUCACGCUGGAGAAGAGGAACGGGGAGGCCGGACAGGACGUGUACUUGAUGAAGAUGAGAGCUGUGCAGCCAGACGACACCGGCUCGUAUUUCUGUGAGGCCUCGCAAUGGAUUCUGGACCCUGAUCGAUCGUGGCAGAAGAUCGCACAAAGGACGCUGGAUAUUGGCAACUUGACAGUUCAGCAACUAGCGGAGUCUCUGAGUAUUACAUCCUCACCGAAAGGGGAGGUGACCCUGCAGGUCGGUUCCCCUCUCAUCCUGACCUGUGAGGUGUUGGGCCUGCCAUCUGGUGUGAACUCGGGCCUGCUGGUUCAGUGGAUGAAGAGGGGAUCAGUAAGCAGCGACGUAGCCGGGAGCGGGGGAGUGGAGGUGGUGGUGGCCCGCAUGAGUCCAGAUGGUAUUGUGAGCUGGGGGGACGACCUCAGCCGAGCCAGCGGGGGCUCGAUGGAGAAGGUGGCGGAGGGGAAGUACUCUCUGAAGCUGUUUUCGGCCCGGCCUUUAGACUCAGGGGUGUAUCGGUGUGUGGUGAGUGUGUAUGCUGGAAGAAGAAACCCCAGCCCCUCGACUCCUGCAACACUCACCCAGAGGUCCGAGGGAGUCACCGUCAACCUCAAGAGCAAAGACGUGCUCGUUGCAGCUGUGGCUCAGCUCCCCCGAGGCCCUCUGUUAAAAAGAGGCAGCACCAUCACCCUGAUCUGCAACGCCACCGUGACAACCACAGGUCCCGCCCAGGCGCAGGUGCAGUGGCUGCGGUGGCCAAUCCCUGAGCGAGUUAUCAAGAAGGACAAGGGUCCAGCAUCUGAGGUCACUGAACCGGACCCCCCUGUGGAGAUAAAACCCCAACUGGUAGCCGUCCUCAUGUACGACGGCGUCGCACAGAUCUACGCCAACGGUAGCGAGGUCAGCGUCGACCGCCUGUCAGCUGGCAGCUACAGACUGAGGGUCCACGCAGCGACAAUGGAUGAUCAGGGCAUGUAUGUGUGUCACGCUCAGGCGUGGGGUCAGGACCCGCAUGGAGGCUGGUACAACACUGGAGCCAAAGCAGAGUCAAAUCCAGUGACGGUUUACUUGUACGCCAGAGCCGCAGACCUCCUCCUCAUCCCUUUGGUUAUCGGCGUCUCCUCUGCCUUGUUCGUGGGCAUCGUCAUCAUCGCAACAGUAACCUGCUGCUUCAUGAAACGACUGGCGAGACAGCGCGCUCAAAAAUAGGUGUCCGCUCUUGCUCCCCUGUCUGCAAUCUGAAUGUUUGUGAAGAGGCUCUAAAGAGGUGAUGCACAGAACAUGAUGGAUAAGACACAACUUACAGACACAAAGAAGUGAAAACUGACUGCCACCCUCUUAGAUGAUUUUUCUGUGUUUUUGACCUACCUGUUAACAGUCAAUGCCAAAUUUUUCUGUUUUAUAUUCUCUUGUAUUUUCAUAUCCAAACUUCUGAAAACAACAUAUUUUAGUGAUUGCUGCAGCACGCACCAGUAGGCGUAAUAAUCUAGAUUUUUGACCCCUCUCCACUCCCCAAGUGGGCAAAGACUCACAGUUUUUGGAGUCUGUUUUAGCUUAACCCACCUUUUUAGUGAUCCCUAUGUCCCAGCUUAUCUUUCUGUUGCAAAUGAAAAAGGAUCAAAAUGCACAAAAUGUACAAUAUUUUUGUGACAAGGUCAAGAGUAAAGAAAAUACUGCAGGUUUGUUUUGAGUCUCUCAGAUGCGAGAAGUCUAGAUGCUGUAAAAGUGUCGUCUCUGCAGAAAAGCCAAGCAAACUUCCCUCUCAGAAGACAAAGUUUGUUCGAGUAUGAAGGUACCAAAUGGUUCUCAGCCUGUCAGAUGUUUUGUAAGAUGCUGGAUGUAGAUCAUCCUUUAUUUAGAAACGGUUCUAUUUUCACACAAAGAAUAUUCAGUGGUUUCACAAAUCAUUGAUACUGUUCUAGCUGUUCCCUCCCUCAAACUGCAUGUUCGUCUUUUUAUUCCAAAAAAACAUCUAAAUGUCUGUGCAUGGUUAUAAGCCUCUAGCACUGCCACACUGACAGUCACAUGAAUGCUGAUGGGAGCAGUUCAGCCUCCAGAAACUCAAUAUGAGCAGGGACCUUCCAGCGCCUUCAGCCCACCUCCGCUCUGCAAGCAAACAAAGUCUCUGUCUGUUACUUAAUAAGGAAGGCGCUGGCUGGGGGCUUUCUAAUGCCAAGACCAAUUGAGUACCGAUUCUUAAACACAUGCAUUCCUUGCCUGUGACGCUUUUACGCUGAAGUGAGUUUUCUAUACGGACUUGUAUAGAUUUGACACAGAGAAAUGGAAGAUAUCCAUAAUGCACUGAGAUAAAAUGUGUAAAUAUUUUAUGGAGUUUAGCUGUUUUAUUUUUAUUAAUGUAAGUAAGAUGCUGUCUUUGGCAGAGCACCUGUGUUUAACAUUCUGCAGCAGUCUGCUCUGCUCUUUUGAAGCACUUGGACACAAAUGGGACUGGGACCAAAGCCCCUCUGUAUCCUUCUGUUACUUGAUUUUCUUCCAGCUGAAAAGUCACUUCCUUGCUGUGCUUGAGAGCAUUUUAUUUUUUCUUCUUUUUGUACGAUUAAUAGCUCCUCUCGCUCUUGUGACUGAGACAGAAAAGACGGUACUGUGAAAAAGAAUCCCCCGUUUGUUACACUGAGUAACAGAAAAACAUAUUGUCUCACACUGUUUAGGUUACUUGUCCCCCGAGGUGAAAAUCUCCUGAGCAGCGCAGUCAUAUGACCUGAUAGUUUAGUCAAGUCUCACUGUCGUCGUCAUCAUGUGGUUCACACCACACAUUUCUGCAGCCAGGACUUAUUAUGACUAUAGCCCGCGCUGCUAGCCCACAGAAAUCUGUUGGACAGAUUUACUGUGUCUGUGCGCUUAUAAUGAGCGAAAUCCAUCCUCCUCUUCCUGUCCAAAGUAUCACUUAAGAAAAGUUUGGUCGUGCGAGCGUGCCCGCAUUGUGUGAUCAUGUAAAGUUAGAUACAUGUUCGUGGAAAGGAGGAAGAAAUCUGU